Tupaia belangeri chinensis (Chinese tree shrew) is the source of this 2786-nucleotide messenger RNA. It is a transcript of the gene TSPYL4, whose product is annotated as TSPY like 4. The record is from RefSeq and is a predicted model, not a curated record. Lineage: Eukaryota; Metazoa; Chordata; Mammalia; Scandentia; Tupaiidae. Gene Ontology annotation, cellular component: nucleus. The coding region runs from base 394 to 1605 and encodes 403 amino acids. The transcript has a single exon. Gene Ontology annotation, biological process: nucleosome assembly.
UAGGCCUUGACUAGAGAGCGACUAACGUUUAAGUAAUGAGAUAGUUAACAGUUUAGAUGCCUUACAAACUCAUUCAGAGGCUUAGAAAUGUACAUCAAUAUAGUUCUCACAUGCUUGAAUUUAUUCUACAUUUACUUACGUGGCUGGACUUUUAUUCAUACUGAUUAAAUUAAAAAUAUUUUGCAGCAAGAACACAAAAGAAUAGUCGGGACAGUAAUCACUGGCAGCGAGGUCUCGCGUGAAAGUAAGACGCUAUCGCCCUGACGUCAUCGGUUGCCAUGGUAGCGCCCGCCGCAGAGGAAAAUAGGGGUGGUGCGUAGGGCUGAUUGGGGCAGAGCGCGGAUUCUGCAGAGAAAGACCGGUCUUCUCUCCGCAGGCCUGACUUCUACCAAAAUGAGCGGCCUGGAUGGGGGCAACACUCUCCAUCUUGCUGAAGAAUCCGACCUAACCCAGUGUCAGGGGCUCCGCGAGGAAACCGAGACGGCACAGGCGAUGACGGACACAGGUGGGAGCUGUUUGGAGAUCGCUGCGGAGGGAGGUGCACCCCAGGAAGCAGUGGACUGUGGCCCCGCAUUCCAGGUGCGAGUCGUUGGGGGUCGCGACCGGUCAGCGACCAAAGCAGAGCAGGAAGAUGCUCUGCUUUCCAUGAAGGGCCUGGAAGCAGCCUAUGCUUCCGUGGCAGCUGACAACAGCCAGAAAGAUGGCUGUCAGCUCGAAGAAUCUUGCAGCCAGCCUGCUGGGCAGAAGGCUCUAGAAGCCUGUGGUGCUGGGGGGUUGGGGUCUCAGAUGAUGUCUAGUGCAAAGGGUAAGGAAGUGACGACUGAAAAGUGCGCCAUUCCAGCUGCCUCAGAAAAGGAGGGAGGAGCAGAGGCAGUGAUGGAGGAAAAGAAAGUAGUACAAAAGGAAAAGAAGGUGGGAGGAGGAGUGAAAGAGGAGACAAGGCCCAGGGCCCGGAAGAUAAAUAACUGCAUGGACUCUCUUGAGGCCAUAGAUCAAGAGCUGUCAAACGUAAAUGCCCAGGCUGACAGGGCCUUCCUUCAGCUGGAGCGUAAGUUUGGCCGGAUGCGAAGGCUCCAUAUGCAGCGAAGGAGUUUCAUUAUCCAGAAUAUCCCAGGUUUCUGGGUCACCGCCUUUCGAAACCACCCCCAACUGUCACCUAUGAUCAGUGGUCAAGAUGAAGACAUGAUGAGGUAUAUGAUCAAUUUGGAGGUGGAAGAGCUUAAACACCCCAGGGCAGGCUGCAAAUUCAAGUUCAUCUUCCAGAGUAACCCUUACUUCAGAAAUGAGGGUCUUGUCAAGGAAUAUGAACGCAGAUCCUCUGGCCGGGUGGUGUCUCUUUCCACUCCAAUCCGCUGGCAUCGCGGCCAAGACCCCCAAGCUCAUAUCCACAGGAACCGGGAAGGGAAUACCAUCCCAAGUUUCUUCAACUGGUUCUCAGACCACAGCCUCCUAGAAUUCGACAGGAUUGCUGAGAUUAUUAAAGGGGAAUUGUGGUCCAAUCCCCUACAAUAUUACCUGAUGGGUGAAGGACCCCGCAGAGGAAUUCGAGGUCCAGCAAGGCAGCAAGUGGAGAGCCCCAGGUCUUUCAGGUUCCAGUCCGGCUAACUACUGCACUUGUGAGAAGCUCCUGCACAAGUUCCCUUACCACCUCCUCCUUGCUUGGCUAGCAGCAUGCAAUCUUCUGUCUGCUCUCUCUUCAUUUUGGAUUAUUUUGUCCUUUGGUUCUUCUAAAUCUUCAACAGUGAGUUGCAAGAUUAUCAUUUAGAUGCCUAUGCUGUUCUUUUCUCUGGAGCUUCAUGCCCUUUUGCAUCCUGGUGACAUGUUCCAAGUGCAUGGCCUUCUACUGCAUCUCUGCCAAGCACAUGAUGAUGUAGAUGGGUACCACCUUCCUUUGUAUGGCUUGGGCCCUGUCUGGCCAUGGUUUUCUCCCAGUUUAAGUAGUUCUCUACUACAAGAAAGCUUGACAAAUCUUCACAGAUAACUACCUGGCUUCACACUUUAUGCUGUGUUCCUGUUACCCAUGUACUUUCAGCAAGCUCUUUGAGUUUCACCACUGUAAGAUGAAAUUGAUAUCCCAAGGUAUCAACCCAAACUGGACAUUCCAGGCUACUACUAACUGGAUCUCAGCUACCUUCCUGGACCUGCACCAUCCACUCUGCUGCUUAUCUGUCAGAACAAGCAGAUGGUGGGUGACUGCUAUGCAUGACGAGGUAACAGAUAAGAAGUGUUCUGUGUUCUUGGCCUUCCUGUACCAUUGGUUAGUUGGCAUCAUUACCAACUACUGGUGAGUAUGAAGGCCUGUGUUAUAGCUCUUACCUUCUGGUUGAACUUUCCACAGACUACCAUUGUCUGCCUCCCCCAAAACUAUAUGUGAUCUUAAGGUCUCAGGCAGCACACACACAAAAAGUCCCUACCCCCUGCCCAUUGAUUGAUUACCCAUAAGCUCAUUUGGAUGUGAGUGACAUUGCCCAAAGUAAGGGUGGAAUGGUCCCUUCCAGCAGUUAGCCUUUCUGAGCCCAAGCCAACAUACUACCCUUAAUCUAGGCAACUUUAGUACACACCUUUUCUUUCUCCCUACCAGAUCCACUUGUACAUGAAAAAUUUGCUAGGGUAAACACAUUGGGGAAGAGGUUAUUUCUGGAAAGUAGGGCUUGUUAUACCUCUGUCUCCAGAACUUCUCCUUUCACCUUCAUCCCUCCCCCCCCCGCCUCUCUCUCUCAAACAGAUACAGCUCAGAAACAGAAAAUAAAACUGGCAAAGCAGGCUUUUUAAUUUGCACUUCUCAA